Messenger RNA from Oryzias melastigma (Indian medaka), 4700 nucleotides. RefSeq names its product unconventional myosin-Vb. Gene Ontology annotation, molecular function: actin filament binding; ATP binding; microfilament motor activity. Gene Ontology annotation, biological process: vesicle transport along actin filament; actin filament organization. Gene Ontology annotation, cellular component: actin cytoskeleton; myosin complex; cytoplasm. Lineage: Eukaryota; Metazoa; Chordata; Actinopteri; Beloniformes; Adrianichthyidae. The record is from RefSeq and is a predicted model, not a curated record.
GACGGACGGCGGCGGAUGAUCCCGGCGGUUCUUCAGCACCAGCUGAGGCUCGGUUCUGCUCUUCCAUCGGAUCUUCUGCUGCUCUGAGGCAAACAUGGCGUCUGUGGAGUUCUACUCUAAGGGGGAAAGGGUGUGGCUCCCUGACCCGGAUGCAGUCUGGGUUUCAGCAGAACUCCUCCAGGACUACAGACCUGGAGAUGAGCAGCUGUGGCUCCGCCUCCUGGACGGCCAUGAGGUGCACUAUCCUCUGCGCUCCCCGGCGGACCUCCCUCCUCUGAGGAACCCCGACAUCUUGGAGGGCGAGAACGACCUGACCGCCCUGAGCUUCCUGCACGAGCCCGCCGUGCUGCACAACCUCCGGGUCCGCUUCCUGGACUACAGCAGCAUCUACACCUACUGCGGCAUUGUGUUAGUGGCCAUCAACCCUUAUGAGAGCCUCCCCAUUUACGGCGAAGAGGUGAUCGACGCGUACAGCGGUCAGGACAUGACGGACAUGGAGCCACACAUCUUCUCCGUGGCGGAGGAGGCUUACCGCACCAUGAUCAGAGAGGAGAGGAACCAGUCCGUCAUCAUCAGUGGGGAGUCUGGCUCAGGAAAAACGGUCUCCGCCAAAUUCACCAUGAGAUACUUCGCCGUGGUGGGAGGAGCCUCUCAGCAGACCAGCGUGGAGGAGCGGGUCCUGAGCUCCAACCCCAUCAUGGAGUCCAUAGGGAACGCCAAAACCACUCGGAACGACAACAGCAGCCGCUUCGGGAAGUACAUCGAGAUCGGCUUCGGGAAGAACGGAGACAUCAUCGGAGCCAACAUGAGGACGUAUCUGCUGGAGAAGUCCAGGGUCGUCUUCCAGGCCUCAGCAGAGAGGAACUACCACAUCUUCUACCAGCUCUGCGCCUCCAGAGACCUGCCGGAGAUGAGAGCGCUGCAGCUGGACGCAGCUGAACGCUUCUUCUACACCAACCAGGGGGGGGACACUCAGGUGUGUGGCGCCGAUGAUCUGUCGGAUAUGGAGCGCACGCGUAACGCCUUCACGGUUCUGGGCGUGCAGCCGGAGCAGCAGAUGGAAAUCUUCAGGAUCCUCUCAGGUGUUCUGCACCUGGGAAACGUCAGAGUUCAGUCUAGUGGGAGGAGCUCCGACAGAAGCUUCAUCGAGGUAGAGGACCGCUCUCUGGCCGUGUUCUCGAAGCUCUUGGGGGUGGAGGGGCCGCAGAUCUGUCACUGGCUGUGUCACCGCAGACUGGCGGUGGGGGGGGAGAUGCUGGUCAAACCCGUGUCUGCUCAGCAGGCCCUGGAGGCCAGAGAUGCUCUGGCCAAACACGUCUACGGUCAGCUGUUCGGCUGGACGGUGCAGCGGCUCAACUCGGCGCUGCGCAGCCAGAGGGGGAAGGUCAAGUCCUUCAUCGGCGUGUUGGACAUCUACGGAUUCGAGACGUUUGACAGGAACAGCUUCGAGCAGUUCUGCAUCAAUUAUGCAAAUGAAAAACUGCAGCAGCAGUUCAACAGGUCGGAGCUGGUGGCGGAGCUCUUCCAGCUCCAGGAGAGCUCCUCUCUGAGCCAAGGAGGUUCCCGCUCCGGGAGGAAGACCGCCAGAGAGCACAAGCUGACCGUGGGCUUCCAGUUCCGCCAGUCCCUGCAGAUGUUGAUGGACACCCUGAACAGCACCACCCCUCACUACGUCCGCUGCAUCAAGCCCAAUGACCUGAAGGAGGCGUUCAGGUUUGAUCCAAAGAGGACCGUCCAGCAGCUGAGAGCCUGCGGGGUUCUGGAGACCAUCCGGAUCAGCGCUCAAGGUUACCCAUCCAGGUGGACCUACGAGGAGUUCUUCAGCCGGUACCGGGUCCUGCUGCCGGGGCCUCAGCACCUGCAGCGAGCGCAGGCCUCGUGCAGAGAGACUCUCCCGCAGCUCAUCCCAGACCCGGACCAGUACUGCUUCGGGAAGACCAAAGUCUUCUUCCGGGCCGGUCAGGUGGCUCUUAUGGAGAGGCUGCGGGCCGAAAGGCUGCGAGCCGCAGCCGUGAUCAUCCAGAGCCGAGCCAAAGGCUGGCUGCAGCGGGUCCGGUUCACCCGGGUCCUCCGGGCCGUGGCCACCAUCCAGAGAUACUGCAGAGGCUCACAGGCCAGGAGGCAGGCCCGCCUCCUGCGCUGCAGUAAGGCGGCCUUGGUGAUCCAGAAGAACUACCGCAUGGUGGUGGUCAGGCAGCUGUUCCUGAUGAUCCGGCAGGCCACCCUCACCAUCCAGGCCUUCAGCCGGGGCACGCUGGCACGCCGCAGACACAGACGGAUGGUGGCCGAGCGGAGAACCGUGCUGCUCCAGGCCAGGGUGCGUGGAUGGCUGGCGAGGCGGGCUUUCCGGCGUGUGCGUGCGGCUGUGGUCUACAUGCAGUGCUGCGUGCGGCGCAGAGCUGCCAGGAAGGAGCUUCUGAAGCUCAAGAAGGAGGCACGCUCAGUGGAGAGGUACAGAGAGCUGAACAAGGGCAUGGAGGUCAAACUGAUGCAGCUGCAGCUGAGAGCCGACCAGCAGGCGAAGGAGAAUUCUUCUCUCCGGGAGACACUGGCCGCUCAAAGAGAAGCUGCCAGCGCUGAGCUGGAGGCUCUGAGGGCGACCGUGCAGAAACUGCAGAGUCAGAAGCAGGAGAAGCCGCCUCCUCCCAUCAGUGACAAAGAGGUGGAUGAAAGAAAGAGAGCAGAAGAAAAGGCGGCCCAGGAGAUUCUUCGUCUCCAGCAGGAGCUGGAAACUCUGCAAAGAGAGAAGGAGCAGGUCUGCGAGGAGAAGGAGGAGCUGGCUGCUCGUUUGCUGCAGCUCCAAAAGGCAGAAGCAGCGUCUGUGCAGCGGGCCGUGCUGACGGCCAGCGCGGCGCUGCAGGCCGAGCUGGACGAGGAGAAGGCGAAGUAUCAGGGCCUCCUGAGGGACUUCACCAGGCUGGAACAGAGAUACGACAACCUCAAGGAGAUGAGUCUGCUCACGGAGAACCUCCCUCCAGCAAAGGGCCACAGAAGGAGUGACUCCACCCAGAGUCUGAGCCUGGAGCCUCCUUCUCCAUCCUCACCUUUCCAGCCUGCUUUCCCCUCCCCAGAGGAGGCGCGCAGGGUCAGCGUGACGUCUCCUGGUCCAGAGAGGAGGUCUUUGGUGUGGAGCUCUGAAAGUCCAAAGGAGCAGCUGAUGGAGAAGAUGGAUGUGGCCAAAGACCUGGUGGUAAAAAUGAGCGCAGAAGACCUGGAACACGCCUACGACGCCGUACGAGUGGCCAACAAGUUUCUGGAGAGUCAGCUGCGAAAGCAGCAAACUCAGCGGGAGGAGGGGCUGGAGGCUGUGAGGCGGCAGGAGGCCGCCGGGUCUGCUUCUGCAGAGCCAGAGGAGCUCCAGGACCUGCUGGAGGCCAGGGAGCAGGAGUGUGUGCGUCUGAGGAGGGAGGUGAAGGAGCUGAGGAGCACCGUGUCGCUCAGACGGCUCCUGACUGCAGCUCUCCCCUCAGCGCUGAGCCCAGAAAUCCCACGACCCCUGAAGGCAGCAGAGGUCCCUGGUCUACUGGAAUGCAGGAAACGAGAUGAAAACAAACUCAUCAAGAACCUCAUCACAGAUAUCCGUGCUGACGCCGCCCUCUCCCUGCCUCCCGGCCUUCCCGCCAGCGUGCUCUUCCUGUGCGUGCGUCAGGCCGACUGCAGCGGAGACCCGGCUCGAGCUCGCUCCUUCUGCGGCGCCGCCGUCACCGCCAUGAAGGCCGCGCUGAAGAAACACGGAGACGACGUGAACAUGACGGCUCUGUGGCUGAAAAACGUCUGGCUGCUGCACGACCUGCUGAAGCAGCACUCUGCCAACCAGAGCUCGUCCUUGGAGGUGCGGCCUCCUCUCUCGGCUGACAUGGGGGAGGAGCAGCGCGUGCUGAGCGACCUGUGUAUCCGGGCGGUGCAGCAACUCCUCUCCAUCACGGAGACGCGUCUGCAGAGCAUCACAGUCCCCGCCCUGCUGGAGAGUGAGAGCAUCACGGGCCUGUCGGGCUCGGCGGUGAAGAUGGGCGUGUCCAGGAAACGGGCGGGCUCCGGCCCCCGGCCUGCAGGCGGCGAGGCCCCCACCAUGGCGUCGGUGCUGCGGGAGCUCGGCGUCCUCUACGCAGCGCUGACCCAGCAGGCCCUGCCCCCCAGCCUGAUGGAGCAGGCCUUCCAGCAGCUGACCUACCUGAUCUGUGCGUCCGCGCUCAACAGCCUGCUGCUGAGGAAGGACAUGUGCUGCUGGAGCCGCGGCAUCCAGAUCCGCUACAACGUCAGCCUGCUGGAGGAGUGGCUGCGCAGCAGAGGUGUGCAGGCGGGGGGCGCCGUGGCCGCACUAGAGCCUCUCAUCCAGGCUGCGCAGCUGCUGCAGGUGGGGAAGAAGAGCCCUGCAGACGCGCAGGCCAUCGUUCAGACCUGCACCGCCCUCUCCAGCCAGCAGAUCGUGAAGAUCCUGAUGCUCUACACACCCAGCAGCGACCUGGACGAGAGGGUCACCCUGAACUUCAUCCGGACGGUGCAGGCGCUCCUGAAGAGCCGCUCCGACCAGCAGCCGCCGCAGCUACUGAUGGACGUCAGGAGAGUCUUCCCGCUCAAGUUCCCGUACCUGCCCCCACCUGCGCUCCACGCCCAGGAUCUGCUCAUCCCAGACUCCCUAAAGGUCUCGUUUCUGCGCAAGGCCUGAAGAACGCCACGGAGAGCGCCGGAGGUCUGGAUCG